AGAGCCAUGUGGUCCAGCCAUCCCAUGGAGUUACCCAGUUCCACCCUCCAGAGCCCAACUGCCCUAAAGACCAACGGCCAGUGGAGUGACCCACCGUGCUACACUGGCCAAGGACCUAUAAUCCAGAAGGCUACUGGAAAAGAGUCUCCCCCAACUCCUCUGGCUGAGAUCAGGUGGGGACUGAGAGAACCUGAGCCAGGCCAGGGCUGCAAGCCAGUGCUGCUUGAGAAAACCAACCACCUGGGCCCUGCGGCUGGCACAGGCAGUGGGGGCCGAGAGGCAGCCUGUGCUGAACUGGUGCUGUUGGCGGACCCAGGCAAGUUCCAACUGGGAAAACUGCUGCCCCGGGAAGCACUCCAGAAGCAAAGGCAGAGUGCCUUCAUGGAGGCGCAGCAGCUUAAGGAGAGGCUGGGGGGCAAUCAGGCCCAGAGGAGAGAGCAUAAUGACCCCACAGCCCAGCCUGGCUGCCAGCAGCUGACCCAAGAUGUCCCCGCGUGCCCAGUGGGCAACACGGUCGUCUCUGUGUGGCCCAGCAGAGCCCGAGGCGGGCAGAGAAGCGCCUUCAGCAAACCAACCAAGUGUCCAGCAGAGAAGCCUGGGCCACCCCCUGUCUUCCCAGCCAACCAAUCUGCAGAUUCCCCAGGAGACCUGUCAGGAAUCACCAGCUCUGCAGACCUGCCUCAUUGGAGUCAAUUUUCAAAUGCCAACUUUUGUAUAGGUGAUUUCUGGAACUUACAGAUGUUGCCACAGAAUGUUCUACUCUCCAGUGCUUUCCUGGGUGGCUCCACGCUGUGGCUGAAGCACAAGGUGGCCCAGAUACCCAUGCCCUCCUGCCUCUCCUCUGCUUCCUCAUUGACCCACGUGCCACUCACGUUCACCAAACUGGGCUUGUGCACCCAGAACUGGUGUGCAAAAUGCAGCCUCUCCUUUCACCUGACAUCUGACCUGGUCUUCCACAUGCGGUCCCAUCACAAGAGGGAGCAUGCAGGGCCUGACUUGCAUUCUAAGAAGCAGGGAGAAGAGGCCCUCGCAUGCCCUGUCUGCCACGAGCACUUCCAGGAGCGCCACCAUCUCUCCCGGCACAUGACAUCUCACAGUUAAACAGGUGGCCAUGGGACACACCUGUAGGUGCAGCAUUCACCUGUGUUUGGUGAUGAGGCAGGCAUGGCAUCGAGUCUUCUUUUGAAAGGCCUGGUCACUGUUGUGGGCAGGGCCAUCUUCUUUGGCAUGUCUAGAUGAACAGCUCAGUCAUAAUUUGAAAAAGACAGCCAAGUCGUGCAGUGCACUUUGAAGGAAAUAAAAUCAUGAAAUAAGAUGAUUCACUUUACUAAUCCAGGGUAUUAGAACUAAUAGACAUAGAGUGUUUCUAACAUCUUCACGAGUGGGGCCAUGCUACCAUUCUUUUGGCUCCGUAGAGAAACAAGUUUGAGGCACAACGUGAGCUUUGGAGAUAAACCUGAAUUUGAAUCUUGAUUCUUUCAUCUAUUAGCCAUGACUGUGGACAAGUUGCUUCAACCUUCUGAGCCCCAGUUUCAUCUGUAAAAUGGAGAUGAUAACACCUGUGUCUUAGAUAUGUAGUCAGUCUGGGUUAUAUAGGAGGCUCCAGGUAAAAUGGCCAGCAUAGUGCCUGACACACCAUGAGCAUUGCAUAAAUGAUCUUUAUUAUCAUGUCAGUACUGGUCAACUACUGUUAGGUAACAUACAAUCUCCCUGGCAAAUAACAACAAACAUCUAUUUUUCAUGGGUCUCUGGGUUGGCUGGUGUAGAGCUGGUCUUGCAGGUUUGAUUCAGGUUCGUGUUCUCUUCUGAGACUGACGGGCUACCCAGAGCAUGU
This is a messenger RNA of Loxodonta africana (African savanna elephant), 1834 nucleotides long. RefSeq names its product zinc finger protein 488 (gene ZNF488). Lineage: Eukaryota; Metazoa; Chordata; Mammalia; Proboscidea; Elephantidae. Gene Ontology annotation, biological process: oligodendrocyte development; regulation of DNA-templated transcription. The transcript has a single exon. The record is from RefSeq and is a predicted model, not a curated record. Bases 7 to 1101 code for a protein of 364 amino acids. Gene Ontology annotation, cellular component: nucleus.